CUCAAUGACACAUGGACUUUGAAAACGAAUUUUUUGUCUUGAUGUAAAGACUCUCAGGAUCCUCGUUUAGACGUUUGCGUCAUUCUAGUCAAAUAAUCCCAAGUACCGCGGAACGAAAUUCAUCGACAUUCAUGUCGUGCCGGGCUUCGCGUACCGAUCUCGAAUUUAGAUAAAUCGUUAUCAAUAACGUUAUCACCAAAGAGCUUGCAUCGGCUGGUCAAAGUGUCAUCGACGAAAUUCUAACUUCGCCGAAUAUGGAAGUGAACGCCCAACAAAUUGCUGAUCUUCGUGAAAGGUUCUUUACGAAAUUAGAAAAUGAAGGAGCACCUGAUCCUGGUGGUUUUCAUCCGGCUGAUAUUGCUAGGGUGAAAACCAUGGAUGAUUGGUUAAAAAGGUUUUUAGAGCACAAUGACCUGAAUGUUCAGGAAUCUCUCAGUAUGCUUUGGGAGAGUUGUGACUGGAGAAAGAAAUUUGGCUGCAAUGAUAUUACUGAACAUACUGUCAGAAGGGAUUACCUUGAGGAAGGUAUUUUCUUUUCUCACAAUAAAGAUAAAGAUGGAAAAUUUCUUUUCAUUGUGAAAUCUAAGCUGCACGUAAAGGGAGCUAAAGACUUUAAAGAACUCCAAAGAUGCAUUGUUUAUUGGUUCGAGAGAUUAGAGAGAGAAGGAAAUGGGAACCAAAUAUCUCUAGUGUUUGAUAUGGCAGAUACAGGCCUCAAUAACAUGGACAUGGAGUUCACCAAGUACCUGAUAGGUCUAUUUAAAACAUAUUAUCCCAAUUUCUUAAAUUACAUCAUAAUCUACGAAAUGCCUUGGAUCCUCAAUGCAGCAUUUAAAGUAAUCAAGUCAUGGCUCCCCGCGAAGGCCAUACCAAAAAUAAAAUUCGUCAACAAAUCAAACAUGAAGGAAUUUAUCGAACCGAAUGACGCGCUUAAAUGCUGGGGAGGAAAUGACGAUUAUACGUUCACCUUUCUGCCAGAAGUGCGGACCGCAGCAGCCGUCAUGAAUGGACGAUUGGAGAAUAAAAAGGUACAUUUUGCUGAAGGGUCACCAAUGUCGGAGCAAGCAACAAGUGGUUUUGGUGAUCAGUCCAAUGAAGAACGCAUGUUAUCCGUGGAUCCGGAAUCCAUAACGUUUAAUAAAGAAGGUAAUGAAGUCUCUGGAACAAUUACUCUCAAGAAUCUUACUACGGACAAGUGUCUUUCAUACAAGAUAAAAACAACUUCUCCAGAAAAAUUUCGAGUACGACCCAGUACAGGCAUUGUGAUGCCUACUCAAGAGUGUAAUGUUAUGGUGACAUUGCAACCAGGUUACAACGUACAUGGCUUAUUGAGAAAUGACAGAUUUCUAGUAAUGUGCCUGCCAAUGAAGGAUACAAAAAUGACGUCCCAGGAGUUAACUGAAUUUUGGAAGACUGGUGGCAAGGGUGCCGAACAACACAGAUUAGGAUGUACUGAUGGUGGAACUGAAAAUGGCGAAGUCAGGUCAUCUAUCUUAUCAAACAGUGCAGCAGCGAGCGACCGUGGUGUUGACAAAUAUUUUUCAAAGAUAACGCAGCUAGAAGACAAUCAUAGACAACUGCACGUGGAAUUGACUAAUAUGAAACGACUGCAAAUAAUAUCUAUAAUGCUAACAGUUUUACUUGCUAUGGCGAUCGUAUAUAUACUAAGGUCGGAUAUUAGAAACGCUGCCGAAGAACAGUACUGUCAUAUGCAUCAUGGUGUAGAUUAGAUUUUCAUGAAAGAAUUGUAAUUUAUAAAACAAAAAAGAAACGAAGGGAUUCACCUGCGGUGAGGGAUAUAUUGAACAAAUUUUAGACAAUUCAUUAAUUGUUUUUUUGUCAUUAAGAAAAAAACGCAUUUCUCUCCCGACAUUAUGUGGGAAUUUUUGUUGUCACAACGUGUUACGUACGUCAUGCUAAUAUUGUUAUUUUGUUCUGGCAGAUUAUUGUUUUCUGUAUUUCGUAUAUAUUUAUAGACACUUUUUUCUACCCGUUACUAAAUAAAUUGUAGGUGGUAUGCAAGGAAAUAUAGAAUUAGAGUGAUGGAAACAGGUCACUUAGUUAAUAGGUUUUUUUCGAUGGGCAAGUAUCUAUAUUUACAGGAAAUGAACAGCUAAAUAAAUUACAAUGGUGUUUCACAGAACACCUAUAUGGCAUGCGCAAAUGUGACAUGUCUUAUAAAGCACAUUGUUACUGAGCCAUAAGAAGCUGCGUUAGAAAUAUUUUUGUAAGCUUUUAUAUGUAUUAUAUUACUGGUGAUUAUGCUGCAUCUCGAUAAGCCACAAAUGUACACAAGUAUUUCAUUCGCCUCACAGUUAAGCAACUGUCCAUCUACUAUCUCCAGAGAAACGCUUAAUAUAAAUACAUAUUCGUAGUUCAUCAAUAGUUUGAUAUUAAAUAGAUAAAAUUACAAUAUAUAUCAACGUACAAUUUUUCA
This is a messenger RNA of Cephus cinctus (wheat stem sawfly), 2437 nucleotides long. RefSeq names its product motile sperm domain-containing protein 2. The transcript has 9 exons. The record is from RefSeq and is a predicted model, not a curated record. Lineage: Eukaryota; Metazoa; Arthropoda; Insecta; Hymenoptera; Cephidae. Bases 255 to 1730 code for a protein of 491 amino acids.